This is a messenger RNA of Cuscuta europaea, 1103 nucleotides long. NCBI's taxonomy places the organism in Eukaryota, Viridiplantae, Streptophyta, Magnoliopsida, Solanales, Convolvulaceae. The record is from the annotation of a GenBank genome assembly.
AGGAGCUAAACUUCCAUUUCUUGGUUUUGCUCUUGAAGCUUAUUAAAUGUUAAAGUUGCAUCUUACUGAUUUUUGCCCGAAACUCCAAGAAGAAUACUUUGAACAAAUUGAUGAUAGAUGUUGGUUUCCAAAGGAAAGUACCGCACAAGAGGUAUGAUCCAUUCUCCAACGCUAACAUCUCCGCGGAGGACAUGGUUCGGGUUCUUGCUACCAACGUGACCACCAUGCAAUAAAAUAUUGUGCAAAUCCAAAAUGAGAUCAAGUCUAGCAUUUUAAACUUGGAAACUCAAGUGAGUCAAAUAGUCGGAGCCGUGAACAUGCUUGAAGCAAAGAAUUCGGGAAAACUUCCCUCUCAAAUAGAACAUGAUCCUAAACAGCAAACUAUUGCAAUCACACUAACGAAUGGGAUGGAAUUAUAAAAGGAGACUCAAUAUCCAGAAAAAGAAGAAGAAGAAUAAGAAGAAAAAGACAUGGAGCUCCAACUGGUCAAAGAAGAGGAUAAUUAAGCCGAAUUUCAAGAAGAUGAAUGCCGAGUACGGACGCAGGAGACGCUCGUCUCCACAAAGUGGCGGGAAAGCAAGAUUCUGGCGGGAAGCGCGUUUAUUGAGGAGAUUUGGUGGUUGGGGCUUAGUCACCCACAGUCCGCCACAUCAGCAUGCUCAACCACCAUUGGGCAGUAUAAAUAGAAGCAUUUAUUUCAUUGUAAAUGGUUGAUAACUUAGCACUCUAGUAUUAUAGCAUUGUAACAGCUCGUAUCAUCACAUUAGACGAACGGCCUCACGCCUAAAACUGUUGUAUUUUGACUUCCUUGACUUAAUAGAAUUUAGCCCACUCCAUGCGGGCCUUCUUUGCCCAUCUCUGCUUGUUGUUGUCUUACUUUUCACACUUCUUCCUCUCGAAAUCCUUGGGUUGCGUGGUGGAACUACGGAUUGAAGGAAUAAACUUCAACACUUAUACAUAUUGUUGGGUUAUCUAUUCUCCAAAGACUUUAGGCAAUUGGAGUUACCUCCCUCCUAAUUCAGGGGACAUACGUCCCCAAAAACAGUGAUGGUAGCAAGUCGGCGUAAACUGCCAACACUUGUAGCUUUAUCAAGUGAAGGAUG